AUGUUUGCACAUUCACAUCUGCCCUUUCAGCCUCUCUUUAUUUGCUCUCUCUCUCCCUAUCUCUUUUUUUCACCUUUUCAUCUUUAUUCUUUCUCUCUGUUUUCCUUUCUUUUUUUGUCUUUCCCUUCUCUUUUAACUCUCUUUCUAUUUUCUGAUAUCUUUCUGUAUAUCUUUCUCUUUUAUCAGUUCUUUUUGUCUCACUCUCUCUUAUCAUCUCAUGUUCUCUUUACUUUUUGUUUCACUCUCUCUUAUCAUCUCAUGUUCUCUUUACUUUUUAUCUCACUCUCUCUUAUCAUCUCAUGUUCUCUUUACUUUUUGUCUCACUCUCUCUUAUCAUCUCAUGUUCUUUUUACUUUUUGUCUCUCUCUCUUAUCAUCUCAUGUUCUCUUUACUUUUUAUCUCUCUCUCUUAUCAUCUCAUGUUCUCUUUACUUUUUGUCUCUCUCUCUUAUCGUCUCAUGUUCUCUUUACUUUUUUAUCUCUCUCUCUUAUCAUCUCAUGUUCUCUUUACUUUUUGUUUCUCUCUCUCUUAUCAUCUCAUGUUUCUCUUUACUUUUUGUUUCCUCUCUCUUAUCAUCUCAUGUUCUCUUUACUUUUUAUCUCCUCUCUCUUAUCAUCUCAUGUUCUCUUUACUUUUUGUCUCACUCUCUCUUAUCAUCUCAUGUUCUUUUUACUUUUUGUCUCACUCUCUCUUAUCAUCUCAUGUUCUCUUUACUUUUUAUCUCACUCUCUCUUAUCAUCUCAUGUUCUCUUUACUUUUUGUUUCACUCUCUCUUAUCAUCUCAUGUUCUCUUUACUUUUUAUCUCACUCUCUCUUAUCAUCUCAUGUUCUCUUUACUUUUUAUCUCACUCUCUCUUAUCAUCUCAUGUUCUCUUUACUUUUUGUUUCACUCUCUCUUAUCAUCUCAGGUUCUCUUUACUUUUUGUCUCACUCUCUCUUAUCAUCUCAUGUUCUCUUUACUUUUUGUUUCACUCUCUCUUAUCGUCUCAUGUUCUCUUUACUUUUUGUUUCACUCUCUCUUAUCGUCUCAUGUUCUCUUUACUUUUUAUCUCACUCUCUCUUAUCAUCUCAUGUUCUCUUUACUUUUUAUCUAACUCUCUCUUAUCAUCUCAUGUUCUCUUUACUUUUUAUCUCACUCUCUCUUAUCAUCUCAUGUUCUCUUUACUUUUUGUUUCACUCUCUCUUAUCGUCUCAUGUUCUCUUUACUUUUUAUCUCACUCUCUCUUAUCAUCUCAUGUUCUCUUUACUUUUUGUUUCACUCUCUCUUAUCAUCUCAUGUUCUCUUUACUUUUUUAUCUCACUCUCUCUUAUCAUCUUUUUCUCUUUUACUUUUAUCUCUCUCUUAUCAUCUCAUGUUUUUUACUUUUUAUCUCACUCUCUCUUAUCAUCUCAUGUUCUCUUUACUUUUUGUUUCCUCUCUCUUAUCAUCUCAUGUUCUCUUUUUUACUUUUGUUUCACUCUCUUAUCGUCUUGUUCUCUUUACUUUUUUGUCUCACUCUCUCUUAUCGUCUCAUGUUCUCUUUACUUUUUGUUUCACUCUCUUAUCGUCUCAUGUUCUCUUUACUUUUUAUCUCACUCUCUCUUAUCAUCUCAUGUUCUCUUUACUUUUUAUCUCACUCUCUCUUAUCAUCUCAUGUUCUCUUUACUUUUUAUCUCACUCUCUCUUAUCAUCUCACUCUCUCUUAUCAUCUCAGGUUCUCUUUACUUUUUGUCUCACUCUCUCUUAUCAUCUCAGGUUCUCUUUACUUUUUGUCUCACUCUCUCUUAUCAUAUCAGGUUCUCUUUACUUUUUGUCUCACUCUCAUUUCUAUUUCAUUUUGUCUUUUUUCUCUGUCAUUUUAUCUCUCAACAAUUCCUUUUUCUCUCUCUCCCAUUUUUUCUCUUUCUCUCUUUUUGUCUCUCUCUUCCAUCUCUUUUUGUCUCCCUCUCUCUCAUUCAUCUUUUUUGAUUCCCUCUCCUUCUUCCUACCACUCUUGUCUCUCUCUUUCUUUCAUCUCUUUUUGUCUCCCUCUUUCUCUUUCAUCUCUUUUUGUCUCCCUCUUUCUCUUUCAUCUCUUUUUGUCUCCCUCUUUCUCUUUCAUCUUUUUGUCUCCCUCUCUCUCUCUUUCAUCUUUUUGUCUCCCUCUCUCUCUUUUUCAUCUCUUUUUGUCUCCCUCUCUUUCUUUCAUCUCUUUUUGUCUCCCUCUCUUUCUUUCAUCUCUUUUUGUCUCCCGCUCUUUCUUUCAUCUUUUUGUCUCCUCUCUCUUUCUUUCAUCUCUUUUUGUCUCCUCUCUUUCAUCUUUUUGUCUCCUCUCUCUUUCUUUCAUCUCUUUUUGUCUCCCUCUCUCUCUUUUUCAUCUCUUUUUGUCUCCCUCUCUCUCUUUUUCAUCUCUUUUGUCUCCCUCUCUCUGUCUCUUUUUCAUCUUUUUGUUUCCCUAUCUCUCUCUCUCAUCUCUUUUUUCUCCCUUGCUUUCUUUUGUCUCUUUUUUGAUUCCCUCUCCCUCUUCCAAUCACUCUUGUUUCCCUCUCUCACUUUCUUCACCAAUUUUGUCUCCUUAUCUCUUUUCAUGUUUGUUUCCCUCACUCUUUUGUUUCUUUCUCUCUCUCUCUCUCUCCACUCUCUCUUUUUAUCUGACUCUCUUUUUUUACCCCCCCUUUUCUGAACUCUCUCUCUUUCAUUUCAUCCUUUCUGUUACUUUCUGCCCAUCUCUUUUUGGCUAUCUCACUUUCUCUUUCUCUACCUUCCAUCGUCUCUUCCUUCACUGUAUAUCCAUUGUUACUCCCUCGUUCUUUAUCCCACCCUGCAAUCUACCUCCCGCCCACUCUACAUGA
This is a messenger RNA of Acanthosepion pharaonis, 2811 nucleotides long. The record is from the annotation of a GenBank genome assembly. NCBI's taxonomy places the organism in Eukaryota, Metazoa, Mollusca, Cephalopoda, Sepiida, Sepiidae.